ACGCUGCGUUUUAGAAGUGCAGUGUGUUCGUGUUUCUGUCUUUGAUUUUGCAAGUAGGGAUUAACCGUACUGUGAAUCUUCCAAAUUCAUGAUUUCGAUCGAAAUCCACUAACUUUCUAUCUCCGAAUCCCCCCGUUUCUUGCACUUUUCAAUCGUUCGAACUCAGGUUCCGGGAGAAGAACAACAAGUUUUGGAGUGUUCCUUUUUUAGAACCAUGGAUACUCAGAGUGGAGAAGAUGAUUAUGAUCUACAUUUUGCUGUUUCCACAAUGCUGAUGAGGCUGGAGCUGAAUCUUGCAUGUUUCUCAGAGAAAGUUACAAACUUGGGCAUCUUUGUGAUGAACUUGGAGACCCUUGAGUGUGAAUUGGAGACAAUGAUUUUGGAAAAAAAUGGCAUUGAUGGAAUGGUAAUGGACAUGGAAUGUGCUGAGAAGGGGCUUGAGUUUGAUCUGUUGUGUGGAGUGUUGGAUUCUGAGGUGAGGGAAUUGGGUGUGUUUUUGGGGACCCUUCAUGCUGAGAUUGUUGAAGCUGAGCAGUUUGUGUCUUCUAGCAGCAGCAUUUGGAGGAACCGGUUGGAAGUUUCUGAGGAAGGGUUCAAGCAAUCUGAGGAGCAGUUCUCUGAGAUUAAGAAGCAAUCUACUAAUUUUCAGAGGACUUUGUCUUCUUAUAAGAGAGAAGAAAGUGGUAAUGCCGAAGAGGGUGUGAAAAUCCCAGAGGAUGACCACUCUUCGGAUGUCAAAACAGGAAUAAACAUGCAAACAAUUGAGCAACAAAGACAUAUUCUGAGGAUGUUGGAGAAAUCUUUAGCAAGUGAAAUGGAUCUUGAGAAGAAUAUCAAUAAGUCAAGACAAAUUGAAGAAACGCUAAAGCUUAGGAUAGCUUCUUUAGAGCAAGAGCUAAUUCAUGCGGAGGAAGAAGCUGCUGAUGUUUGUGAAAGAUGGUUUGAGGCAGACAAUGCACGUGAGAUCUUGAUGGGAAUUUCAGUAGACCUGUUAGGCAAGCUCCAGAUUUCUCAGUUCAAUUUGAAUGGUUUAAAUCAGAGAGAAUCUGAGCUCAGAGCUAAGCUUGAAAGCGGCAAUUCGGAUAAGGUGUCUUCACUUGAAAAGCAGCUAAAAGAAUAUGAAUCUCAGCUCCUGAAUACAAAGGCCUCUGCUGAUGAAUAUCAGAAACAGUAUACUGCAAUGUGUUCCGAAAUAAGAGACAUGGAAAACCUUGUUUUUGAGCUGAAAGAAAAACUAUCUAAUGCAGAAAGUCGAGCUAAAGCUGCAGAAUCUGAACAUAUGUUAUCGUCGGACGGUUGCACAUCUGAGAAUGUAGAACCACUUGAGAAGCAAUUAAAGGAAUAUGAUUUACGACUCCAGCAAGCAGUCGCAUCUGUUGAAGCUAGUCAGGAGAAGCAAAGUAUGUUAUGUUCCACAAUUAAAGAUAUGGAGCUUGUGAUAGAGGAUCUGAAGUUGAAGGUUUCUAAAGCUGAGAUACGGGCUGACAGUGCGGAGGACAAGUGUAUCAUAAUAUCCGAAACUAACGCAGAGUUGAAUGAGGAGCUAAGCUUCUUGCGAAACAGAUUGGAAUGCUUGGAGGGAUCAUUGCACCUGGUGGAGGAAGCCAAAGUGGCAACUGCAAAGGACAUCAGAAAGCGGACAAUGAUUUUCCAGAAUUUGAUAACACAGAUUGCUCUUGAAAGAGAACGUCUUAAUAAGCAGCUUUCUUCCUUAGCAAGUGAGAACAAAUUUUUGGCGGUAAAGCUAAAGCAGGCUGCAAAUGGUAUUUUUCCAGAAUCUAAUGCUUCGUCAGCGAAUGACUAUGAGGCGGACAGGUGUUGGAUGAAUUUUUCUGCGAAUGAUAAUAAAACCAAGGUUGGGGAUUCUCUGCCGGAUGCCGGGUCAGUGAGGAGAAUAGAUGCCGGAGUUCUUGGUUUUAAGUUCUUGUUCAAAUCGUUUCUUGUUGUACUGGUUUCAGCUGUGGCUUUUCAGUUUUUCAAGGAUGUGAAUGUUGAUUUCGGUCUAUAAUUGAGUUAUCACUUAUCAGAAGGGAAUUGGGGAGGUGCCAUUGGUAAUGGGAUUGUAAAUUGUGAUGCAAAUCAUUAUGUAGUAAUCAAAUUUUGUUUUCUGGUCUUGAAUCAAAAUUUUACUCCCACCGAGAGUAUAUGGAUCCUUUCUCUUGAUUCCUGAAA
Arachis ipaensis is the source of this 2172-nucleotide messenger RNA. Its product is annotated as WPP domain-interacting tail-anchored protein 1. NCBI's taxonomy places the organism in Eukaryota, Viridiplantae, Streptophyta, Magnoliopsida, Fabales, Fabaceae. The record is from RefSeq and is a predicted model, not a curated record.